CGGUUUCUUCUCAUCGGUGUGACACUUCUGGGUGCAAUCGGCGGGCUUUUCGUGGCCGCAGCUCUCACCACCGUGUCCGCUGCCCUGCUUGUGGCAUCCAGUAGAGCACUUCUCAGCCUCACCGCAGGUCUUCUUGCAAUCAGCGGAUCCGUGCUCGUGAUGGUGCAUGAGUGUGAUUUAUACGUGAAAGCCCUGACUGGUCAGUAUGGUUUGAAAGAGUCCUCAGUAGAAGAUGCGAUUCGCCAACUGCAGGAAAAGCUAAACCAAGAUAAAAUCAAGCUCCAACAGUUGUUUAAGGAGAAGUUAGUGUCUCCUAAGGCAUCAAAGAAGUCCGGCAAUAAGUCGUCUGCCUACAUCAAACAACUCAACGAACAGAUUCAAGAUCUCACCGAGGAUAUUGGUGAACUGGAGACAUGCCUUCUUAUAUUACGUCACAAGCUCCCCAAAGAAAUUCUCCGUGCAAUGAAAGACGAUGCUGCUUCCAAUGAGGAAGUCAUUGCCUCAAUCCAGAAAGCCUUGGAUAUAGAAAUUAGGGUGCGCAACGGAGCCGAAAGGCUUAGUCAAACUUACAAAGAUGGUCCCCGAAUUUACCUGGAGUCAGCGAAGAAACAAGUUGAGGUUGCUGAGGCCAAAAUUGGUUUUCUUAGGAAUCAGUUGGCGCGACUGAAACACGCCACUAUUGAAGACUCCUCCUCACUGUCGCCUUCGACCUUCACCGAGGAUGGUUCGACCCCCGCCGGCCGAGGGUUCCCUCCACCUGCACUCGCAGAAAUCGGCCGCUCCAACGGCGCGUACACUUGCGGUGUCAUUCCCUCGCAGUCAUGGCAACAGCAGGUUGCGGAACUUAAGUACAGGCUUCGCAUCGAACGUGCCGUCUACGAGGGCGCUGGAAAGGUCCUCAAUGCUUUCAUGGGCCCACAAAAAGGCGCCGAAAAAACCACCAAGCUCAAGAUACACGGCAGUUUUCGCGAGAGCAAGCUGCCCCCUGUGUCCGAACAGAAGGCCCAGGUGUUCGCGCGCGCGCGCGCGCGUGUGUGUGUGUGCGAAGUCACCAACCUCGAUCGAUCCCCCAUGCAAGGACCGGUCCUACCGUGUCUCCACGUUUAUCUGGUGCUCGCUCUCACGUUCUAA
Messenger RNA from Mesocestoides corti, 1131 nucleotides. Lineage: Eukaryota; Metazoa; Platyhelminthes; Cestoda; Cyclophyllidea; Mesocestoididae. The record is from the annotation of a GenBank genome assembly.